CAUAAAUGUCUCUUUCCGGUCAGUAUCAUUUUUGCUUUCCCUUUGCAUUUUCUAUUUCUCUGUUUCUCCAGAAUCCUCCAUUGCAAACCAAGCUUUCUUUCCAGCUUGCUGAGGUCCCUCUCUCUUCGAUCCACCAACCAUUUUACCCAACUUCGCUAUCUAAAUAUUUCUAUCUGCCACAACCCCUGCUUGUAAGCUACUCCUCUCCAACCGUAUCUUUAGAGGGCAUCUGGGUUAUUUUGGGUUUUGGUUAUUUGAGGUCUACAUUGGCCCAUUUAUGCAUACUGAGUUUCUGAUGCUUCAAGAAGGAACUUUUACUUUGCUUCUAUGGUUGAUCGAGGAAAAAAAAAAUAAGGAGGUUGGCUUAAAUCACUAGAAAGGGUUGAAUAAAAUGUUUCUGGUACCCAGGUGUGGAUUUCUCUUCGUUUCGGGAAUUAAGAGGAUCAAGUUGAUACUGAGGUUGAGUGAUCGAGGAUUAAAGAUGUCAUCUGAGGGUUCUUUGAAUGCAGAAUUAUCGAAAAAGACGUCAUUUUUAGGUUUGAAACUAUGGGUUUUGAUCUGUAUAUGUGUUGGUGCAUUUAUAGUUAUAAUUCUUUGUAUAUUAUCUGUAUGGGUCACGUUUCGAAAGAGAUCUAGGAAAUCUGCGGAACGAUUUUCACUCUCCCAAAUACCAAAUGUCUCAAAAGAUAUUAAGAUUGACCGGGUUGGACUGACUUCUCAUGAGAGUUUAUUUCAACCAGUCCUUGAAAAGUCGAGUGAUAAGUAUUCUGAUAAAACAUCAGUUCAUUUGGGUACAAGAAAAUCAAGUGAUCCUGAUAAUAACACUCAAUGCAGCUCGGUUUAUCAUCAUGAGAGAGGAUUGAGUUCAAUUUCGUGGGAAGAAGGAAGUUGUGGGACUGAUAGGAAGCAUUCCUCAUUGUUACAUGGAGGACUUAUGACAGCCUCUCCUUUAAUUGGCUUGCCAGAAAUUUCUCAUCUUGGGUGGGGCCACUGGUUUACUUUUAGGGAUCUAGAAUUUUCCACUAAUCGUUUCUCUGCAGAAACUGUGCUUGGUGAGGGUGGAUAUGGGGUUGUUUACAGGGGCAGACUGGUCAAUGGAACUGAGGUGGCAGUGAAGAAACUUUUUAACAACUUGGGACAGGCGGAGAAAGAAUUUAGGGUUGAAGUUGAAGCCAUAGGCCAUGUUAGACAUAAGAAUCUUGUUCGGCUUCUGGGCUAUUGCAUUGAAGGAGUCCACAGGAUGCUGGUGUAUGAAUAUGUGAAUAACGGGAACUUAGAGCAAUGGUUACAUGGGGCAAUGUGCCAACGUGGUAUCCUUACUUGGGAGGCGCGCAUGAAGGUGAUUCUUGGUACUGCAAAAGCGCUUGCGUAUUUACAUGAAGCAAUAGAACCAAAAGUGGUUCACCGAGACAUUAAAUCAAGCAACAUCCUGAUUGACGAUGAGUUUAAUGCCAAGGUUUCUGAUUUUGGCUUGGCAAAAUUCUUGGGUUCGGGAGAAAGUCAUAUCACAACUAGAGUAAUGGGAACGUUUGGUUAUGUGGCACCUGAAUAUGCUAACAGUGGCUUGUUAAAUGAAAAGAGUGACAUUUAUAGCUUUGGUGUCCUCCUGCUAGAAGCCAUUACGGGAAGGGACCCUGUGGACUAUGCCCGGCCUGCUAAUGAGGUUAAUCUUGUUGAAUGGCUAAAGAUGAUGGUGGGAACCAGAAGAGCCGAGGAAGUUGUGGAUCCAAGCCUUGAAGUUAAACCCACUACACGUUCCCUAAAACAUGCCCUUCUGGUUGCACUAAGAUGUGUUGAUCCUGAUGCAGAUAAGAGACCCAAAAUGAGUCAGGUCGUACGUAUGCUUGAAGCUGAUGAAUAUCCCAUUCCCGAGGUGUAAAUCAAUUCUCAUCCUGGAAAUCAUUACUUUUGUUUACUUGUUUCACUGUGUUUAUUUAGGUUUUUAAAUAUCCUUUAAAGUUUUAAAAAUAUACCCAUCUUUUCCAAGUAUAUGUGAAUUCGGCUUCAAAUGAAUUGAUCAAAGCAAGCUCUUUCCUGUUAGAGUCCAGUUGAUCACAAUUAUUUAGGCUUAAGCUCGUGCAUAUCUUCUUCAUUAAA
Molecule: messenger RNA, 2097 nt
Organism: Juglans microcarpa x Juglans regia
Lineage: Eukaryota; Viridiplantae; Streptophyta; Magnoliopsida; Fagales; Juglandaceae
Product: probable receptor-like protein kinase At2g42960
Biological process (GO): protein phosphorylation
Molecular function (GO): ATP binding; protein kinase activity
Source: RefSeq, a predicted model, not a curated record